GACACACGCAGACACACGCACACUCGCGCGCGCACAUCCUCCCGCCAGCCUGCCCGCCUGCUCGCCGGCGCCCGGAGCCCGCUCUGGCCGGGUCUCGCCCUGUCACGUGGGCUGAAAUGCAGUGGUGUGAUCAUAGCUCUCUGCAACCUUGAAGUCUUGGGCUCAAGCGAUCCUCCUGCCUCAGCCUGCUGAGUAGCUGGGACUACAGCUUGCUUUUUGCUGAGAAAGCUUCCUGCCCUGGAAGAUGGCACCCUUCCCCAUCCAGACACCUUGGGAAUGAAUUAUGAGGGAGCCAGGAGUGAGAGAGAGAACCACGCUGCUGAUGACUCCGAGGGAGGGGCCCUGGACAUGUGCUGCAGUGAGAGGCUACCGGGUCUCCCCAAGCCGAUAGUGAUGGAGGCACUGGACGAGGCUGAAGGGCUCCAGGACUCACAGAGAGAGAUGCCGCCACCCCCUCCUCCCUCGCCGCCCUCAGAUCCAGCUCAGAAGCCACCACCUCGAGGCGCUGGGAGCCACUCCCUCACUCUCAGAAGCAGCCUGUGCCUGUUCGCUGCCUCACAGUUGCUGCUUGCCUGCGGGGUGCUCUGGUUCAGCGGCUAUGGCCACGUCUGGUCACAGAACACCACAAACCUCAUCUCCUCUUUGCUGACGCUCCUGAAACAGCUGGAACCCACGGCCUGGCUUGACUCUGGGACGUGGGGAGUCCCCAGUCUGCUGCUGGUCUUUCUGUCCGUGGGCCUGGUCCUCGUUACCACCCUGGUGUGGCACCUCCUGAGGACACCCCCAGAGUCACCCACCCCACUGCCCCCUGAGGACAGGCGCCAGUCAGUGAGCCGCCAGCCCUCCUUCACCUACUCAGAGUGGAUGGAGGAGAAAAUCGAGGAUGACUUCCUGGACCUCGACCCGGUGCCCGAGACUCCUGUGUUUGAUUGUGUGAUGGACAUCAAGCCUGAGGCUGACCCCACCUCGCUCACCGUCAAGUCCAUGGGUCUGCAGGAGAGGAGGGGUUCCAAUGUCUCCCUGACCCUGGACAUGUGCACUCCGGGCUGCAACGAGGAGGGCUUUGGCUAUCUCAUGUCCCCACGUGAGGAGUCCGCCCGCGAGUACCUGCUCAGCGCCUCCCGUGUCCUCCAAGCAGAAGAGCUUCACGAAAAGGCCCUGGACCCUUUCCUGCUGCAGGCGGAAUUCUUUGAAAUCCCCAUGAACUUUGUGGAUCCGAAAGAGUACAAUAUCCCUGGGCUGGUGCGGAAGAACCGGUACAAAACCAUACUUCCCAACCCUCACAGCAGAGUGUGUCUGACCUCACCAGACCCUGACGACCCUCUGAGUUCCUACAUCAAUGCCAACUACAUCCGGGGCUAUGGUGGGGAGGAGAAGGUGUACAUCGCCACUCAGGGACCCAUCGUCAGCACGGUCGCCGACUUCUGGCGCAUGGUGUGGCAGGAGCACACGCCCAUCAUUGUCAUGAUCACCAACAUCGAGGAGAUGAACGAGAAAUGUACCGAGUAUUGGCCGGAGGAGCAGGUGGUGUACGACGGUGUUGAGAUCACUGUGCAGAAAGUCAUUCACACGGAGGAUUACCGGCUGCGACUCAUCUCCCUCAAGAGUGGGACUGAGGAGCGAGGCCUGAAGCAUUACUGGUUCACAUCCUGGCCCGACCAGAAGACCCCAGACCGGGCCCCCCCACUCCUGCACCUGGUGCGGGAGGUGGAGGAGGCAGCCCAGCAGGAGGGGCCCCACUGUGCCCCCAUCAUCGUCCACUGCAGUGCAGGGAUUGGGAGGACCGGCUGCUUCAUUGCCACCAGCAUCUGCUGCCAGCAGCUGCAGCAGGAGGGUGUGGUGGACAUCCUGAAGACCACGUGCCAGCUCCGUCAGGACAGGGGCGGCAUGAUCCAGACAUGCGAGCAGUACCAGUUUGUGCACCACGUCAUGAGCCUCUACGAAAAGCAGCUGUCCCACCAGUCCCCAGAAUGACUGCGCUUCUCCUACAAGGUUCUCUGGGCACUGCCCAGCCUGAGUCUCAGCCCUCACCCAGGGCCCCGCCUCGGGUCCUGGGCCUGCUCCCCGCUUCCUCCCCUUCAGUCAGCUCCCUCUGUCCUCUGUCAGCCUGGCCUGACCCCUACCCUCCAGCAUUGCUCUUCCUACUGUACAUAUUGGGGAGUGGGGGGCAGGGUCGGGGAGGGGCAUGCCAGGCCAGGCCUGGGGCCCCAGAGCCUGACCCACACCACACAGACCCCGGGCCCCAGUUUUUAACGAUGGUUCCAUCAAUACCUGAUCCAGAAUGUUUCCGUGCUACACUUUGUGUCCUGCUGCAGUGUGUUCUGUCUGUCCAUCCAUCUCUGCUCUCUGUACCGGACACUGUGUCUCCUCGGCCAGGAAGGGGUGAUAAGCUCCAGCCCCUAAGCAACCGGACUUGCCUGCCUCGGCCUCACCUGCACUUCUCCCAAAAGGCAGACGACCGGGAGUUAGGCAUGGGGAGCUCCGGAGGGUUACCAGAGAGCUUUCAUCUGAGGGAGAGUUCUCUAGGUUGGAGCGGGCAUCACAGCCGGGGUGGCCUCUGGGUGUCAGAUGCCCUCAGGAGGGUGCCCAGCCUGUGAAGCACUGGCAAGGUAGGGGGCAGAUGGGGCGUGGAGAACCCAGAGGAUCUAGGCCCUGUUGGGGAGGGGAGAGGAGCUCAAGGUUUGGGUGGGGACUCAGCCCCAGAUCUGUGUGGGACAUUUUUCUGUGUCACUGUGGGAGAGCCUUCCCAGAAGUCUCACUGCGUGUCGCUCUGCGUGUGUUCCCAUGUCCAUGCGUGUGUUGAGAGCCCAGCAGGAGGGCAUGCAUGACUCUUUGGCAACAUGUGUUAUCUUGGAGCCACGUGUUUUUAUUGCUGACUUUAAAUAUUUAUCCCACGGCAGACAGAGACAUUUGGUGUCUUUUUAUAAUUCGCUCGUGGUCAUUGAAUAGAGCAAUAAACGGAGCAUUUUGAGCAAAACUAA
This is a messenger RNA of Pongo pygmaeus (Bornean orangutan), 2981 nucleotides long. RefSeq names its product protein tyrosine phosphatase non-receptor type 5 (gene PTPN5). Gene Ontology annotation, molecular function: protein tyrosine phosphatase activity; protein kinase binding. Bases 277 to 1974 code for a protein of 565 amino acids. Gene Ontology annotation, biological process: protein dephosphorylation; signal transduction. Lineage: Eukaryota; Metazoa; Chordata; Mammalia; Primates; Hominidae. The record is from RefSeq and is a predicted model, not a curated record. The transcript has 16 exons. Gene Ontology annotation, cellular component: plasma membrane; cell junction; cytosol.